Molecule: messenger RNA, 1815 nt
Organism: Echinococcus granulosus
Lineage: Eukaryota; Metazoa; Platyhelminthes; Cestoda; Cyclophyllidea; Taeniidae
Product: Glutamate receptor, ionotropic kainate
Exons: 9
Coding region: 1-1815 (604 amino acids)
Source: RefSeq, a predicted model, not a curated record
AUGUCUUUGUUCAUACCAUCCGCAGAUGGCAGGCUUGAUGAAAACCUAAAAGCAAUCCUUAAGGCUAUGCAAGAGGUUAAGGACACAUUCGAACAGAAAUCCAUUGUUUCCGAUGUGGACAGAUGUGCACUGCAAAACAGGUCGUGCAAUAUAACUGACUAUGAAAAGACUGUCCUCGACAUUAAGAAAUGGGUAGAGCCUAUGUUAUCAAACAUUACUUACAAGGAAUCGUUUCAAGCUGAAGUUAAAAACACUAUUAAUGCCAAUUACAAUUUUUCAUCUGCUCCCCCGGGCACAAUAUAUUUGAGCGACUUCCUAGUGGAUAUUGCGGCUAUUAGCAACCUUACUGAAGCGGAAUUUUACAGCACCACUAUGGAGGCUAUUACAGCCUAUGCUCCCCCAGUUCGCAACAGUGUGUCAAUCAAAUUUCUGCAAAAUGUUGAUUCAACGAUCGCGACAAUUUGUUCGAGUAUGCUUCAGCAAAAGCAAACCGGAAUCACUUUUAUCUACGAUGACAGUAAUAAACUGGUCUUCCUCAUUCGACUAUUAAAGAAUGUCUACUUCAGCAUGAUACACCUGCCUGGAGGAUGGAUGACCAAUAACACUAUAAAAGAGCUUUUAAUCCAGCAAUUUCAAAACACCGGCGAUUCACAAACAUAUAUCCUUCUCUUCCAAAAUGAACACAGUAAUUCAUACGUAAAUGGAUUCCUUGAACUGGAGGAUAGCUGUUCUGUCUACGAGCGCUAUCUAAGAACCGGAGCUUCCCUUUUAACUUUUGGCUUGAGCACAACGUAUGCACCGAAAAUACCCUCUCCUUUCUUUGACCUGGCUUGGCGAGCUUCAGCAACCUAUCUUGAUGGUCUAACGUACAUUACGGAGAAUGCAACCCAAGUGAUAGGUAGCUGGGUAUUGAAUCGAGAGCCACAACUGAUAGUGGAUAGCAUAAAUUCAACCUUAACUGGACGCACUAUCAAAGUCGGGGUCGUUAAGUAUGCUCCGUUCUAUGAUAAAGGCAUCGGGUUUUCAGUUCCGGUAAUGGAUGCUCUCGCAUUCUUGGCAAAAGUCAAUUAUGAAGUGGUCCUCUUCACGCCGAAACCAGAUGAGCCUUACUACGUGGAAAUGCUCAAAGCAAUUGAAAACCAUGUAAUCAACGUAGGCUUUGCUCCGGUUCCACUAUCCGCAGUGAAUACGGAGAAGAUUUCGAGCUCAUCAGCAACCUUGACUAUCUCUUUCACACUGGUACGUCAACGUCCUUCCCGACCUGCGGACUUCCUUCUUUUGCUGCGACCACUCUCUUUGCCUGUGUGGCUAGCCGGCGUGGUCUUGGCUUUCAUUUUCACCGGACUUUUGAUGGUUUUUGGCCACCUCAAACCCGUUAUUAUGCGAAAUCUGGCGGAGGGUGAGAUGACCUCAAAACGGGAUCUCUUUGAAAUGUCUGCACUCGGUGUGGCAUCAACCUUCUCGCUUACCAAACUGCAAGUCAUUCCUACCACUCUCUCUAGCCGCAUCUUUGCUCUCAUUAUGUGGAUGUUCUCCUACCUCCUGCUUGUAUUCUACGCCAGCGCUAUGAUGACUAUUCUGCUUAGGAUAAGAAAGCCUUCUAAUGCAGAUACUACCGUUGACGAGGUGCUGAAAGGCAAUUACUAUCGAACCGAAAUCGUCACAUCUCUGAAUAACAAUUCAAAAUCCUACUCCGCAGUCGACUCAAUUCAAGCAGCUUACGAUGCCCUAAUGAAGGAUGACAAAACCGUUCUUCUGGCAUCCUCAGUCGAGGCGUCCUACAUCAGCGUCAUGGUUAGUCAGUUCUUCCAUUAG